AUGUCGAAGCUCUCUGAACCGUUAAAACAACUCAUCAAUGCCGCCCACGCUCUUCCCGGCACAUUGAAAGCACCACCAUCUAUCCGUUCGACGUAUUCGCGAUUAGCCUCCAAUGCCAGGGAAAAGGGCGUCGGUGUCCCCGCGUGGUUGACCAUGUCGACAGCGGCGACGAUGACCAUGAACUCGCCCGCUUCACUGCUCGAAUUGUACCAGCUCACUCAAACACUCCCUUCACCACUAUCGGCAACACAGGCCGCCGAACUGAUGCGCGAAGUCGGCCUGAAAUGCAUCUCCUUCAACGGCAUUCCCCGUACAAUCAACUGCCUGGGCGCCUUCCGCGAAGGCUUACCUAAGGAUGUGUUUGACCAGAUCCCGCCUCCGGCGUCGCGGAAACUUGACUCCAGCAACGUGGACGAGGUCAUGGCCCGGGGCCGCCGUCUAUGGAACUCCGUCUACUACCCGUUCGAGGACAAGCUGUAUGAGAAGCUCGCGGCGUCUCACCCUAAUCUCCCCGUGCACAUUCUCGCCGCUGAUUAUGGCAUGCUGCUCUCGGACCCGUUCACGACAUCCCCCGUUAAAGUAGGUAGGGUGCUUACCUCAAUCGUGGCCAUUGCAUGUCUGCGCGCCCAGACGGGCGUGGGACCCCAAGUCACAAGCCACGUGUUCGGGCUACGUAAGGCGUACGAGGAUGGCACGGCAGAGAAGGACGUUGAAGGUGGCGAAUGGCUUGCCAGCGACGAAGGAAGCCAAUGGAUCUUGAACGCUGUGGAUGAAAUCGUCCAAACGCUCAGUGGAGGGCGAGGAACGACGUUUGCACCGGGCAUGGGCACGGCCUCUAAGGCGAAGUUGUGA
Messenger RNA from Rhinocladiella mackenziei CBS 650.93, 852 nucleotides. RefSeq lists its product as uncharacterized. The record is from RefSeq and is a predicted model, not a curated record. The coding region runs from base 1 to 852 and encodes 283 amino acids. NCBI's taxonomy places the organism in Eukaryota, Fungi, Ascomycota, Eurotiomycetes, Chaetothyriales, Herpotrichiellaceae. The transcript has a single exon.